UACACACACAUAUCUCCUCAUCAUCCAAGCUCCACCUUAUAUGUCCUGGAAAACAUUGAUCUUCUGAGAAUUAAUAUAAAUGGCUGCCCUCAUUAUUCAGAAUGUGUUUGCAGUGAUGUGGGUGAUAAAUAUGAUGAUGUAUGGAGUGGCAAAUGGUCUGAGCAUGAACUACUACAUGAUGACAUGUCCAUUUGCUGAGUUCAUUGUUAAGAAUACUGUCAAUAGGGCUUUGCAGUCUGAUCCCACUCUUGCUGCUGCUCUUGUCAGGAUGCAUUUCCAUGACUGCUUUGUUCAGGGAUGUGAUGGAUCCAUACUGAUCGACUCUACUAAAGACAACACGGCAGAGAAAGACUCUCCCGCGAAUUUGAGCCUGAGGGGAUAUGAAAUAAUUGAUGCUGCCAAGGAUGCAUUGGAGAAACAGUGUCCUGGAGUUGUUUCUUGUUCUGAUAUUCUGGCCAUGGCUGCAAGAGAUGCUGUUUUCUUUGCUGGUGGUCCUGUUUAUGACAUACCUAAAGGAAGAAAAGAUGGAAGAAGAUCAAAGAUAGAAGACACAAUCAAUCUGCCUCCACCCACCUUGAACAGUUCGGAGCUAAUCAGGAUGUUUGGCCAGCGUGGCUUCACUCCUCAAGAAAUGGUUGCUUUGUCUGGAGCACACACACUGGGAACAGCGAGAUGCUCAUCAUUCAAGAACCGAUUGACCAAUUUCGACUCGACUCAUGACAUGGAUCCAAGUAUGGACACACAGUUUGCAAAAACACUCUCAAAAACAUGCAUUGCAGGUGACAGCGCAGAGCAGCCGUUUGACACCACCAGAAACACUUUCGACAACGACUACUUCAAUGCUCUGCAGAGGAAGGCGGGAGUUCUAUUCUCGGACCAGACGCUGUUUGCCAGUGUCCAAACCAGAGGAAUAGUGAACGCAUAUGCAAUGAACCAGGCCAUGUUCUUCUUCAAUUUCCAGCAGGCCAUGGUGAAAAUGGGAGCCAUGGAUGUCAAAGAAGGUUCAAAUGGAGAAGUCAGAAAUACCUGUCGGGUCAUCAACUGAUUAUUAGCACUAUGUAUGUUUAGCUUGCAUGCAUAUAGAAGUUGUUCCUCUUCAUUUCUGAACUUUCUUGCUUGUAUAAUUAAAUUAUAUUUAGGUGUCACACAAAUGCUUUUCUUAAUAUCUGUCACAUGUAGUAGUAAUGUAUGAUGGCUGGUCGGGGUGGAAUAGUUCAUGUUCAUCUGAUGUUUA
Sesamum indicum (sesame) is the source of this 1234-nucleotide messenger RNA. RefSeq names its product Peroxidase superfamily protein. NCBI's taxonomy places the organism in Eukaryota, Viridiplantae, Streptophyta, Magnoliopsida, Lamiales, Pedaliaceae. The record is from RefSeq and is a predicted model, not a curated record. Gene Ontology annotation, molecular function: peroxidase activity; heme binding. Gene Ontology annotation, biological process: hydrogen peroxide catabolic process; response to oxidative stress.